AUGUCCGAUCUAGUUAGAGAAAAGGCGCCUGCCUUCCCCAUAUCCAAAGUCAAGAAGAUUGCCAAAUGCGAUCCGGAGUAUGUUAUUACAUCUAAUGCAGCAGUAUCGGCGACCGCGUUUGCUGCAGAGUUAUUUGUACAGAACCUGGUGGAGGAAUCACUGGUAUUAGCGCAGCUGAACUCGAGGGGCAAAUCAAGUCUACGACUAAGUUUGGCUUCUAUUGAAGAAUGUGUGGAAAAGAGAGAAAAUUUUAGAUUCUUAGAAGACGUUAUCAAACAAUUAAAGAAAAAUAGCAUACAUGACAAGAAGGGGCAACUGGGAAGGCAACCUGACUUGGAUGACCAACAAGUUGCCAAAGAAGAGCUACAACCGGACCAAGAUGAUGAUGAGGGCGCAGAAAUCGAAGAAGACGAAGAAGACGAAGAAGAACAAGAGCCCGAAGAAGACGAUUCUGUACAGGAGGAAGAACUCAUGGAUGAUCAUGAAGGCAACAAAGACGACAAGCCUACGCGUAGUGUGGCCGGUCUGCUGUCCAGGUUCCAGUACCAAUCCGCACCGGAUACUGGCGAGCAUUCGGGUUCCUCUGAUGUGGAAACAUACGAUGGGAAGAGCAUAGACGAUUAG
This is a messenger RNA of Saccharomyces eubayanus, 624 nucleotides long. RefSeq names its product DNA polymerase epsilon noncatalytic subunit (gene DPB3). NCBI's taxonomy places the organism in Eukaryota, Fungi, Ascomycota, Saccharomycetes, Saccharomycetales, Saccharomycetaceae. The transcript has a single exon. Gene Ontology annotation, molecular function: protein heterodimerization activity. Bases 1 to 624 code for a protein of 207 amino acids. Gene Ontology annotation, cellular component: CHRAC; nucleus. The record is from RefSeq and is a predicted model, not a curated record.